Messenger RNA from Lingula anatina, 3187 nucleotides. Its product is annotated as ATPase family gene 2 protein homolog A-like. Gene Ontology annotation, cellular component: cytoplasm. The record is from RefSeq and is a predicted model, not a curated record. Lineage: Eukaryota; Metazoa; Brachiopoda; Lingulata; Lingulida; Lingulidae. Gene Ontology annotation, molecular function: ATP binding; ATP hydrolysis activity.
CAAGAGCAGACGUACGCACGUGUUGGUUUAGGAGAGAAAUACAAAAUGCCCCCAAAAACGCCAUCUAAGGGUUCUAAGAAGAGCAAUCCAACUUGGGGUGAAUGUAAAAACUGUGGGAUUCUUGUGAGUGAUAAAGAUCAGCAGAAACAUUCCGUAAACUGUACCAAAACGGAGCAGUUGGACUUGAAAUCGUUAGGGCAUGGGUUCAUACGUGGUGCAACAUUGUAUGCCAUGGUGUGUCACAGCGCAAUUGAAAAAGAUAAAGAACUCAAACUUCCAACAUCUCUUAAGGGAGACUUGGUACUACUUCACCCAAGCACAAUGAAACUUUGUAAUAUGUCCAUAGGGAAACCAGUGAUCUUGAACACAAUGUGGAUGAUGACUGCUUGGCCCAGCACUGCCAUUGCAUUAUCAGGUGUAGGGCUAACAGAACAUCAGAGGGAUGCAUUGGGUGUAGGCAUUGAUAACACUGUUACUGUGGAUGCUUUUGUGGAUCCUCAUUUGGCAGCAACAGAAGCUGUUAUGGUGGCAGGGGAGUUCAAGGAUUUUAUGUCAAGUCAGGAUUUCAAAGAUUACUUAAAGCAAUAUCUAAACAAAAAAUACUUAUGCACUGGGAAUGAGCUAGUUGUGAAGUAUUAUGGACAACAGUGCAGAUUGCAAGUAUCACACGUGACAGGCCCAAGGCUGGAUUUACCUAAGACCCUACCCAGUGUAUUUGGUGCUAACAGUGAUUACGAUAAGGUUAACCUGGUUGUUGAUAUGUCUCAUUUAAGUUUUAGUGAACACUCUGAAAACAAUGAAAAUGUCAAGCCGAAUGAUAGUUCUUUAAAUCGGUCAUCUUUGUUGGAUAAUGAUGUAUCAAAGAAUUCAGACCUGAACUCAGAAUCUCUUCAGAGUGAAAGGUCUGUGGAAGAUAGCAGUUCGCCAAGCCUUCAGACAUCUUCUCCUGUUAAAAAAGUUUCAGAUCUUGACAAAAGUUCUAGCAGUAUGUUUCAAACUCCCCAGCGCCAACAACCUUGUAAUGGUCAGAGUAAUACAUUUUAUUUCAUAAACAAGUCAACAAACAUUACAGUAAUUUUCGAUGGAUAUUGUGAGGACAAGGAGGCCAGACAAAAAGACAGGAUUGGAUACAGCAGUAUAGGUGGACUGGUCAAGCAGCUGGACUCUAUAAAGGAAAUGGUAGAAUUGCCACUGAAGGAGCCUGAACUUUUCAAGGCAUUUGGUUUACCACUUCCUAAGGGUGUGUUGUUAUAUGGUCCCAGUGGUACAGGAAAGACUCUGCUGCUGAGAGCUGUAGCUAGUGAAACCAGUGCACAUGUCAUCAUGCUGAGUGCUCCAGAAAUUUGGAGCAAAUUUUAUGGAGAGACAGAAGCACGUAUUAGAAGGAUUUUUCAAGAGGCCAUAGACAAAGCGCCAAGUCUGGUGUUGAUAGAUGAACUGGAUGCCCUAUGUCCAAAGAGGGAAAGUAGUAACAGUGGCUUGGAGAGAAGAGUUGUGGCUUCCUUACUAACACUACUGGAUGGUAUAGAACAGCAGGGUUCCAGACUGGUAUUGGUGCUAGCAGCCACUAACAAACCUGACAGUAUUGACCCAGCUCUGAGGAGACCAGGGAGACUGGAUAGAGAGAUUGAGAUUGGGAUCCCUACAGCUAGAGAUAGGGAGGAUAUACUUCAGAAAUUACUUUCAAAGGUGCACCAUUCACUAAGUGCAGACAAUAUAAAAACACUGGCUGACAGUGCUCAUGGUUUUGUAGGGGCUGAUUUAGCUAAUGCCUGUAAAGAAGGUGGGCUGCAUGCCUUAAAGAGCCAUAUAGCUAAGCAGGGAGGUGACAGUUCCGUGCCUGUACUUGUAACCAUGGAUGACAUGGUCUUUGGCUUAAAUUCUGUGAAGCCAAGUGCAAUGAGGGAAGUUGCAAUUGAUGUGCCAAAGGUGUAUUGGUCAGACAUAGGAGGGCAAAAUGUGUUGAAGGAGAAGCUGAAACAGGCAGUUGAAUGGCCACUUAAACAUCCAGAGGCUUUUGUUAGACUUGGGAUCAGACCCCCAAGGGGAAUCCUGAUGUAUGGGCCACCAGGCUGCUCUAAGACCAUGAUUGCUAAAGCUCUGGCAACAGAAAGUGGUCUCAAUUUCAUAGCCAUCAAGGGCCCGGAGCUGUUUAGUAAGUGGGUGGGAGAGUCAGAGAGAGCUGUCAGAGAGGUGUUCAGAAAGGCCAGGGCAGCAGCACCCUCUAUUGUGUUCUUUGAUGAGAUUGAUGCUCUGGCUGUUGAGAGGGGAAAAUCAAGUGGAGGAAGCAAUGUAGCUGAUCGGGUCUUAGCCCAACUGCUGACAGAAAUGGAUGGAGUGGAUAAACUCCAGGAUGUCACUAUUGUGGCUGCUACUAACAGACCUGAUAUGAUAGAUAAAGCUCUGUUAAGACCAGGACGUCUGGAUAGAAUUCUGUAUGUUCCUCUACCAGACCAUGACACCCGCAGGGACAUCUUCCUGAUACAGUUUCGAAAAACCCCCGUGGGAGCUGAUGUCGACAUUGAAGAGCUGGUGUCAUCAACGCAGGGUUAUUCAGGAGCAGAGGUGGCAGCAGUUUGUCAUGAGGCUGCCCUGUGCGCCAUGCAAGAAGACAUUAGUGCUUUGUGUGUUACGCGAAGUCAUUUCAUGCAAGCUCUAACAGCUGUCACACCUAGGAUAAGUCAAGAUUUGCUGAAUUUUUAUGAAGAGUACCAAAAUAAAACAAGACUGCUCAAAGUGAGCUAACAUAAGAUUAUAUAUGUACUGUAGCUUGCAAACACUGUCUGGAUGCAUGCAGUUCCAAUAGUUGCCCAUUUAAGGAAAUUUUUUUCUAGAUUUGAUUGAUUUUGUGCAGUAAUAAUAUUCAAUCCCAAUUGUGUGAAUGUUUACUUUUCCCUCAGCCAAGAAUAAUUGUUAUUUUAAUCACAAGUGCAAAAUUGGUUUUAGAUAAGGUAAAAACUUAAAAUGCGUUACAGCAAAAACUGCAAACAAUUCUGACUAUUGUAACAUUGUAUAAGGCUUAAGUGUAUUUGUUUUAACAUGUAUACAAUCGUCAUCCAAACAAUGACAGAAACAAAUAAACACGUGAAAAUCUUGUACUUGCAAUUAAUCUUGUUCUGUCAUAUCACAAGAUGAAAAUACAUUUAAAUGUACAAUGCUUGUACUGCAUAGUACUAGUAAAUGUAAA